AUGCCAUCGAGUGCUCAUGAACGAAUGGAUAACAUCAGCAUCUACACUGAAAACCGAUUCUCCAAGGAGCAGAUCUUCGUGCAGCUGGAUGAUCUCGACAACAUGCGUCUCCUUUUCCCGGACAAACUCAUCAACCUGUACGGCUAUCACAUUCGCAUUGGAGUUAAGCAAAACGAUUUUCCUUACAUGGUGAUAUGGAAAAUUCAGGGUUUCUUUUAUGGCACGUUAAAUCAUAUAUUCACAACAAUUGGCAACGAUGUCCUCAAUUUAACGUACACUUUCUUCCAACAAGAUUCGGAACAUUACGAUGGUGACGCUUACUACGGCAUUACCUUCCAGCGAGAUCAUUUCCAGCACGAGGUAGCUUUCCGAGAUAUGGAUGGGAUGUGUAUUUUGUGUCCAGUCCAGCAGGAGAAAUAUUUCUUUCCACAUCUCUUUAAACCGUUUUCUCUAGGUGCUUGGAUUUUCCUGGGAGGAGUUUUGGUAGUUUGCUGCAUCUUGCGACUACUCUUUCCCUCCAUUUUCCGAUACGAUCCGAUUCUACAGACGCUCUUUGGAGUCAUCGGCAACGAAUACAACCAAGCAUUCCCGGCCCGAGCACUGCUGUUUGGGCUAUCUUGGUUAUCAUUUUUCUUCUCCAGAACUUACACAAGCAGGAUCUUGGCACUCAUGUCCCUAGGACGAUUCGAUAAAAGACCAAACACGAUUGCCGAGUUUAUGCAGUCGGAUUAUAUGAUGGCGAUACAUAAAGAAGAACGGGCACAGUUCCCUCUGGAUGAUUUCCUUUCCAAAAUACUCGACCAGCAUGAGUUCGAACAAUUAAGGGGAAAACUUGGCAUGAACUUUCGCCUUGAAUACUGCACUGUAGAGCCUUGUGGCCUUGCAUAUUGGCUAACAGUGAGGGAUAUUCACCAGUUCAACAAAGAUUUUUUCGUUAUCAAAGAAAGCAUUGUUCCAUAUCCACGUACGUUGCAGUUUGCUAAAAAAUCACCUAUCGUUACAGUGAUAUCCCGCUACCUCGGAUUAUUUUAUGAAACUGGACUUUGGAACAAGAAUUUUCAAAAACAAAUGGAUUUAUUAGAAACGGUACCAGAAUCUAAGAAUACUCUUUCGCAAGUGGUUUUCUCAUUCGAUGAUCUAACGAGUGUGUGGAUCUUGCUUGGAGUUGGUUUGUUGAUCAGUACCGUUUUGUUUGUUGGUGAACUGUUAAGCAAGAAACGAGCAUGA
Messenger RNA from Anopheles marshallii, 1227 nucleotides. RefSeq lists its product as uncharacterized. Lineage: Eukaryota; Metazoa; Arthropoda; Insecta; Diptera; Culicidae. The record is from RefSeq and is a predicted model, not a curated record. Bases 1 to 1227 code for a protein of 408 amino acids. The transcript has a single exon.